Molecule: messenger RNA, 1101 nt
Organism: Trichomycterus rosablanca
Lineage: Eukaryota; Metazoa; Chordata; Actinopteri; Siluriformes; Trichomycteridae
Product: zinc finger protein 502-like
Exons: 1
Coding region: 1-1101 (366 amino acids)
Biological process (GO): regulation of transcription by RNA polymerase II
Molecular function (GO): RNA polymerase II cis-regulatory region sequence-specific DNA binding; DNA-binding transcription factor activity
Source: RefSeq, a predicted model, not a curated record
AUGAAGAACUUUCAUCACUGCUCAGAGUGUGGGAAGAGUUUUACUAAGCAGAGCAAUCUCCAACGACACCAGCGUGUUCACACAGGAGAGAAGCCAUAUCACUGCUCAGAGUGUGGGAAGAGUUUUACUACACAGAGUAAUCUCAAACAACACCAGCGCAUUCAUACACGAGAGAAGCCAUAUCACUGCUCAGAGUGUGGGAAGAGUUUUACUACGCAGAGUCAUCUCCAAGGACACCAGCGCAUUCACACAGGAGAGAAGCCAUGUCACUGCUCAGAGUGUGGGAAGAGUUUUACUACGAAGAGUCAUCUCCAAGGACACCAGCGCAUUCAUACAGGAGAGAAGCCAUAUCACUGCUCAGAGUGUGGAAAGAAUUUUACUACGCAGAGUCAUCUCCAACGACACCAGCGCAUUCAUACAGGAGAGAAGCCAUAUCACUGCUCAGAGUGUGGGAAGAGUUUUACUACGAAGAGUCAUCUCCAAGGACACCAGCGCAUUCAUACAGGAGAGAAGCCAUAUCACUGCUCAGAGUGUGGAAAGAAUUUUACUAUGCAGAGUCAUCUCAAACAACACCAGCACAUUCACACAGGAGAGAAACCAUAUCACUGCUUAGAUUGUGGAAAGAAUUUUACUGUGCAGAGUAAUCUCCAACUACACCAGCGUGUUCACACAGGAGAGAAGCCAUAUCACUGCUUAGAGUGUGGAAAAAGUUUUACUCAAUGGAGUACACUCCAACAACACCAGCGUAUUCACACAGGAGAGAAGCCGUAUUACUGCUCAGAGUGUGGAAAGAGUUUUUUUCAAAGUAGUGACCUUAAAGUACACCAGCGUGUUCACACUGGAGAGAAGCCAUAUCACUGCUCAGAGUGUGGAAAGAGUUUUGCUCAACAUGUUAACCUAAAAAAACACCAGCGUAUUCACACAGGAGAGAAACCGUAUCACUGCUCUGAGUGUGGAAAGAGUUUUGCUCAACAGGGUACCCUUCAAAACCACCAGCGAAUUCACACAGGAGAGAAACCGUAUCACUGCACAGAGUGUGGAAAGAGUUUUACUCAAAGUAGUGCCCUUAAAGUACAUCAGCGUAUUCACUGUAAGUUGUGA